Molecule: messenger RNA, 1572 nt
Organism: Macadamia integrifolia
Lineage: Eukaryota; Viridiplantae; Streptophyta; Magnoliopsida; Proteales; Proteaceae
Product: methionine gamma-lyase-like
Exons: 2
Coding region: 132-1481 (449 amino acids)
Biological process (GO): transsulfuration
Cellular component (GO): cytoplasm
Molecular function (GO): pyridoxal phosphate binding; carbon-sulfur lyase activity
Source: RefSeq, a predicted model, not a curated record
GGUCCUCUACACUCCUCCCACCAUAACCUCUCACGUAUUUGGAUUUUCGAAGAGCACCACCCUCAGACCCACGACCCAUACAUCCUCGUCUCCAUCUCUUCUCUGCUUUCCGUCCUCGUCCCAUCAUCUCUAUGGCAGAAACGGACGUCCGAAGUAGUGUUGUUUUUUCGGGGAAGAAGCAAAACGGCGGCGACGAAUUCAACGGCGACGAUGAUUUCAUAGUAAAGAAGAAAUCAGGGGCGUUAAAGGUGUGGGACGAUGAUCCGGUGGCAGCACUGGCGAGCGCUAGGCAUGAGUUCGGUGAGCACGGCGGCGUGAACAUGUCGAUCGAAGCGUCAGCCACAUUCACCGUUAUGAAGCCUGAGAUGAUGCGUCAAAUGUUUGCGGGAGAACUGGGCCCCGAUCGAGACUACUUCAUCUACAGCCGUCAUUUCAACCCAACAGUUCUCAACCUCAGCCGUCAGAUGGCUGCCAUGGAAGGAACCGAGGCCGCCUACUGUACCGCCAGCGGAAUGUCAGCUAUCACGUCGGUGCUGUUGCAGCUCUGCAGCAGCGGCGGUCAUAUAGUGGCUUCCCGCAGCUUGUACGGUGGGACCCAUGCACUGCUGACUCACUUCUUGCCUAGGGCUUGCCACAUAACUACCACGUUUGUAGACGUUAGGGAUCACGUCAUGGUGAGGGAAGCGAUCGUGGAGGGGAAAACGAAGGUCCUGUACGUGGAGUCUAUAUCUAACCCUACAUUGACGAUUGCUGAUAUACCGGAGCUGGGUAGGAUAGCGCACGAAAAGGGGGUGACGGCGGUGGUGGAUAACACUUUCGCUCCCAUGGUGAUGUCUCCUGCUCGUCUCGGUGCCGACGUCGUGGUGCAUAGCAUCUCCAAGUACACCAGUGGCGGGGCCGAUAUAAUUGCAGGUGCCGUUUGUGGGCCAGCAAGCCUAAUUAACUCGAUGAUGGACCUCCAUCAAGGGGCACUCAUGAUUAUGGGCCCAACCAUGAAUCCUAAGGUAGCUUUUGAGCUCUCAGAGAGGAUUCCUCACUUGGGCUUGAGAAUGAAGGAACAUUGCCACAGAGCACUAGUCUAUGCUACAAGGAUGAAGAAACUGGGCCUCAAGGUCAUAUACCCGGGCCUCGAAGAACACCCUCAACAUUCACUCCUACAGUCGACAAUGAACCGGGAGUAUGGGUUUGGUGGUAUUCUGUGUGUGGACAUGGAGACUGAGGAGCGGGCAAACCGGUUGAUGAACCAAUUGCAGAAUUGUACACAGUUCGGAUUCAUGGCAGUUAGUUUGGGUUACUAUGAAACCCUCAUGUCAUGCUCUGGAAGUAGUACUAGCAGUGAGAUGAACACCGAGGAGAAGGAGCUGGCCGGCAUCUCCCCUGGUUUAGUGAGGAUGUCUAUAGGGUACAGUGGGACUCUGGAGCAGAGAUGGAGCCAAUUUCAGAAGGCACUAGCUAGGAUCCAAGAUGGUGGACCUCAAUGACAAGAGUUGCUCUUUAAAAUGGUGAAUUUGAGUGAGAGGUUUUCAUGAAACAAAUGUACUGUUUUAUCUGGAAAGAAAACCAUUUUACGGU